UUGCUGUUAAAUUAAUUUUUACUGAUUUUAAUUUCUAUAUCUUGUAUGUACUAAUACAUGUAGUAUUAUAAUAUUUUUCAGAUCACCGUUUCUGCUUCUCCUUCAUCCAACACCAGUGAACAUUUUCCCUCCUAUUUUACAAAAAAUUUCUCCAUAGACUCUCUCUAUCUCUCUCAUUUGCAAAACCCAUUUGUGGAUUUGAAAAUAACUAGUUUUCAGCUCAGAUUGUGGAGGAAAAUGGGGUUCCUCGUGACAACUCUAAUUUUUGUAGUGGUGGGAGUUAUUGCAUGUUUCUGUGCUGGAAUCUGCUGCAAUAAAGGGCCUUCCACUAAUCUGUUACACCUGACAUUGAUUAUAACUGCUACAGUAUGCUGUUGGAUGAUGUGGGCGAUUGUGUAUCUUGCACAGUUGAAACCACUCAUCGUGCCAAUCUUGGGUGAAGGAGAAUGAGAUGCUUAUGGAAGCCAGCAGCCAUCCAAUCCAUUAUUCAAGGAAGAUCAAUGGGAGGAAGAAGUAUUUUAUGGCAUGUAGUAUCUGAAGAUACUGUUGUAUCAAAAUUUCUGUAUACUUGUAACAACAUGUUUUCUUGUUCGAAAUGCUUUUGGGGACAUUUCUCUGAGCUUUGGACUAAUGGCAAAAAUAACAUAUGGAUGAUGUAACUAGUAGUUCUUUCAAACAACAACAACAACAAUCUGUCCAACUAGUAGUUCUUACCCUGCCUUUGAAAUAAAUUCAUUUUCCAUC
Molecule: messenger RNA, 744 nt
Organism: Nicotiana tabacum (common tobacco)
Lineage: Eukaryota; Viridiplantae; Streptophyta; Magnoliopsida; Solanales; Solanaceae
Source: RefSeq, a predicted model, not a curated record